UACAAAUUCAUUCCCGGAUCGCAAAAUCGCUGGGACGACCUGCCUUUGAAACAUCUGACUGUACCUAUUCAUCAUCAAAUUACUUGAUUCAUCAGAUCCAUUUCAUUCCAACAAUCACCUGGUCACUUUCACAUCACUUUGGAAGCAGAUCUAGCAAAGUUUCCUUUUUAAUGUUCACAAUAAUCAAAUCCAUCUGUCUGAGUAAACUUUGUUAAGUGUUCAAUCAAUCAACUAUGCUGCAUUCUAUAUCUCUUUCUAACUUGUAAUUCAAGUGUAUUUAGAGAGAAAGCGAAUGAGUCAGUUGUUCGAGUACUUCGUGGUGUGUGGAAUUGGACCGGAGAUUCGUACGCUGGAUGGUGAAAAAGGGUUUCACGGAACAGGGGUUUUCUAUUUAGCUUCUCUCCUUGAUCAGUAUCCUCCUCCUACUCACACGCUCUAUCCUCCUCCUCCUCCCCAACUUCCCACCUGUGUUCUACCGGCUGGUGUGGAAUUCUACACAACUGGGUUUGAUUCAAGCAAUCCGUUAUCUUUCCCACGCAGUUAUCCUAUUGUUUUAACUGAGGGCGAUGGUUCUAAAAUUUAUGUGAGUUGCAUUGCUUUUCGGGAUCCUGUUUGUGAGGAUAUUGCAGAAGCUUAUCGCAUUCCUACAAAUUCAUUUGCUGAUAAAUGUAUCUGUCUAGUUUCACGCGCUCCCAGUUUUCACAUCCUUCGGGAAGUACUAGAGAAAAUACAUCAACUUUGCUUUUCCUCUAAUGGAAGCAGCAAGCCAUUAUGGGAUGUUAUCUCGUAUACGGUGUCCAACGUACCUUUGCCUACUCCUGGAAAGGGACGUGUUCUCUUUGCCAUUGAGAAUAGCCUGCUUUCCGUUGACUUUCCGCCCAAGGAUGGCCUUCCUCACGCUGAUAUAUCCUUUCAACCGCUGGUGCAGUGCCUGGAUGUGGAUAACUUCAUCAAACUGUUUACAGCUGUAUUAAUUGAGAGAAGGGUUUUGCUUCGAUCAGACAAAUACUCUCUACUAACGCUUGCUUCCGAAGCAAUAUGCCAUUUGAUCUAUCCUUUCCGGUGGCAGCAUGUCUACAUUCCGUUGCUAUUUUUCAGUGGAGUUGACUAUAUUGAUGCUCCUACACCAUAUAUGAUGGGGCUUCAUUCAGGUGUUGAUACUACUGGUCUCUCAAUGGAUGGUGUAGUGGUUGUUGAUCUUGAACAUAAUUGCAUCAUGAGCUCAGAGGAGAUUCCACCGAUACCGGAGCCAGAAAUGAGUUGUUUACGGAGUGAGAUCUUGAAGUUAUUGCAUCCGAAUGUUGUUUGGAUAGACUCAAUGAAGGCUGAUCUUGAGUCAUACGAGCAAUAUUCAAGAUUUAACACCAAGGCUUGGUCCCCCGACCAUGAUGUGCAACUCAGGAUUAUUUUCCUUAAGUUUUUUGCUUCAAUCUUGGGAGGCUACCGUAACUUCAUAGAAAAUACAGCAAAUCAAGUGUUCAACACUCAAGCUUUUCUCAAGAAGCGUUCCCGGGCAACUCACCAACCAAUAGAUGAGAUGGUAACUCAGUUUCUAGAGUCUCAAGGAUUCUUGGAUUAUUUGGAAAGAGGUUUAGGUUCUGGUGAAAACAGUAGUAAUCUUGUUGAUAAGUUACAAGAUGCAAUUGGAAGAGGUCAAAAUCCACUCUCUAUAUUGCCCUCAGCCUCAGCGGAGCCUGAGAUUAUAACUAUUUCUGACCCGGGUUUAGGAAUAUCAGGAUCUGGUGCUAGAUAUACUUACGACAGGUUCCCUUCCAACUAUAGAUCACAAGACCAGGAGGAGAAAAGAAAGCAGAUACUAGCUGCAGCUAGUGGAGCUCUUGAAUAUGCCGCAAAGCAUACUCCUAGCUCACCUUCGGUGUACACGGAUGGAGACUCCAAAGGAGAAAGUCUAAGUCCUAGAGAGAGAGCUGCUGAACGGGAGCGCAUGGUCUUGGAUAUAAAAGUGAAAUUGCAGGGUCUAUGGCUACGUCUUCUGAAAUUGGGAGCCACUGAUGAUCCUUUGUCAUCUUUUGAAUAUGGAACAAUCCUAGCUUUGAUAGAAAUUGAUGCAGAGGGGAUUGGUGGUAGUGGAUUUGUUGAAUGUAUAAGGGAACAUAUUCACUCGGGUUGGAAAGGUCACUUGACUGAAGAGCAGUUCACUGCAGUGAAAGAACUGCUAAAAACGGCAAUUACUCGUGCUACAUCGAGGAAUGAUAUAGCAACCAUUAGAGAUGCCCUUGAAGUUUCAGCUGAAAUGUACAAGAAAGACAGGAAUAAUGUUGCAGAUUAUGUUCAACGCCAUCUUCGUUCCCUUUCCAUAUGGGAGGAGUUACGCUUCUGGGACGUGUACUUUGAGUAUCUAAUGGAAUGCUUUUCAAACAAGUCAACUAACUAUGCGGCAUUGGUGACUGCACAGCUAAUUAUUUUGGCGACACACAUGGCGGGGCUAGGCCUUCCUGACACGGAUUCUUGGUAUAUCAUCGAAACGAUUGCAGGGAAGAACAACAUCGGUUACAGUCAUAUUAUAAAGCUUCGGGGGUAUAUGUCGCAUAUCCAGCAGCUAUGUGUUGGUUAUUGGGGUGUUUAUUCAGUGAAGUCGGGAAGUGUGGGAAUGGGAGGAUUGCUGCCCUCCCCACGACCACAAGACGCUUCCUCGGCCAUAGGAAUAGGAAUAGACAACCAACAACCUGCAGAGGCUUCUGGUAGGAGCUGGGUCCAAAGCAUGUUUACCAGGGAUACUACUACACUACGCACCAACUCCUCAUUCACCCGUGUUCGUAAAUGGACCUCCGAUCAAGGUAAAAGUGAGAAUGGUGUUAGUGGACAACAUAAACUACAAUCUAGCAUCCGGACACUUAGGGGCCAUAAUGGUGCAAUCACUGCAUUGCAUUGCGUGACACAAAGAGAAGUUUGGGACCUUGUGGGUGACCGUGAAGAUGCUGGAUUUUUUAUAAGCGGAAGUACAGACUGCACUGUUAAGAUUUGGGAUCCAAGUCUUCGUGGGAAUGAACUGAGGGCAACACUAAAGGGACAUACAAGGAGUGUGAGGGCAAUUAGUUCUGAUCGUGGAAAAAUUGUGUCAGGAUCGGAUGAUGCGUAUGUGUUUGUAUGGGAUAAACAGACAACACAACUUCUAGAAGAGCUCAAGGGACAUGAUGCCGAGGUGAGCUGUGCUCGUAUGCUAUCGGGGGAGCGUGUGCUGACGGCAGCGUAUGAUGGAACAGUGAAGAUGUGGGAUGUAAGAACGGAUGCGUGUGUCGCCACUGUCGGUCGUUGCUCCAGUGCUGUCCUUUGCAUGGAAUACGAUGACUCUACCGGAGUUUUGGCCGCUGCUGGAAGAGACGCAGUUGCAAACAUAUGGGACAUACGAUCCGGUCGACAAAUGCACAAGCUUUUAGGGCACUCCAAAUGGAUCAGGUCAAUAAGAAUGGUUGGGGACACUGUAAUUACGGGCAGUGAUGACUGGACUGCCCGGAUGUGGUCAAUUUCUCGAGGAACAUGUGAUGCUGUUUUGGCCUGUCACGGUGGCCCUGUUCUUUGUGUUGAGUACUCCAAGUCAGAUAGAGGAGUAAUAACUGGUUCAAGUGAUGGGUUGGUCAGGUUCUGGGAAAACGAGGAUGGAGGAGGAGGAGGAUUGAAAAGUUCAAAGAACGUGACGCUUCAUGGUGGUGGUGUUCUGUCAAUUAAUGCUGGGGAGAACUGGUUGGGAAUUGGAGCUGCUGAUAACACAAUGUCUCUCUUUCAUCGACCUGCCUCUGCCUCUGCCUCUGCUUCAAAGACUUCAACCUGGCAGCUCUACAGAACACCUCACAAAACAGUAGCAAUGGUGCGAUGUGUGGCUUCUGAUCUUGAACGCAAAAGGAUAUGCAGUGGGGGCCGCAAUGGACUGCUUAGACUCUGGGAUGCAACCAUCAACAUUUAAGAUUCUCUACAAUUCUAUUAAAAUACCUUUUUUUUUUUUUGCCUUUGUCAAAUUAUUUUAAAGUGUACAUAUGGACAAACUACCAAAUUCCUCCUACUUUGUUGUUGUUGCUCAAUUGUUUUGAAUUUUGUUGCAAGCCAAGGGUCGUUGGAGUAUUAUUAGAUAUGCCUUUUACUCU
This is a messenger RNA of Lactuca sativa (garden lettuce), 4100 nucleotides long. RefSeq names its product stomatal cytokinesis defective / SCD1 protein (SCD1) (gene SCD1). The record is from RefSeq and is a predicted model, not a curated record. NCBI's taxonomy places the organism in Eukaryota, Viridiplantae, Streptophyta, Magnoliopsida, Asterales, Asteraceae. Gene Ontology annotation, molecular function: protein binding. Gene Ontology annotation, cellular component: cytoplasmic vesicle. Gene Ontology annotation, biological process: regulation of Rab protein signal transduction.